Molecule: messenger RNA, 888 nt
Organism: Dacryopinax primogenitus
Lineage: Eukaryota; Fungi; Basidiomycota; Dacrymycetes; Dacrymycetales; Dacrymycetaceae
Product: S-adenosyl-L-methionine-dependent methyltransferase
Exons: 2
Coding region: 1-888 (295 amino acids)
Biological process (GO): protein methylation
Cellular component (GO): mitochondrion
Molecular function (GO): protein methyltransferase activity
Source: RefSeq, a predicted model, not a curated record
AUGACAUCCAGCUUGAGAUAUCUUCAGAAGAGUUUGCAGGCCUCACUGGGGCGUAGUCAAGCAGUUCAGGAACUCGCAUGGAUGCGAAAAGAACUGCGAGCAUUUCCUGAUAGUCAUGAUACAGAGUCGGCUGAUAGCCGACUUGCAACUUGGAUAAAACGACGGAUUGCAGGCGAGCCAUUACAAUACAUACUCGGCAACCAGCCAUUUGGUCCGCUGGAGAUCAUCACACGAUCACCUGUGCUCAUUCCCCGACCGGAAACUGAAGAAUGGGUAAUGCAGCUCUCACAGCGCUUCGACCCCUCAGCGCGAGAGGGACCUGUUUCAGUCCUUGAUUUGUGCACCGGUACCGGCUGCAUCCCCCUCAUGCUGUCCCAUAUAUGGUCACCGGGGAAGGUCCGAGCGCUGGGGGUGGACAUCUCAGCUGACGCGAUCGACCUUGCGAAGGAGAACCUGAUGAAGCGCGGAGCGCACGAGGCGGAGUUUCUGCGUGGAGACAUGUUUGAUCAUCGUUUCUGCGCUUCGAUAUCGGAGAAAGGAAGGUACGACAUUAUCACGUGCAACCCGCCGUAUAUCCCGCUGGACGAGUACGCAAGGCUGUCCCGAUCCGUGAAGGACUGGGAGGAUCCCCGUGCACUGGUCGGAGAGUAUCCGGUGCCCGAGGACGUAUCAAGAAACGAAACGAUCGGAUCAAGCGGACUGCGAUUCUAUGCUCGGCUCGCCGAGCUUAUACCAGACCUCCUCGUUCAGAAAGAGGGUAUGGCCGUGUUCGAAUUCGGUCAUGGUCAAGGCUCGAAAGUCAUGGAUAUUCUCAAACACCUGUUCCGCCAGACCGAGUUAUGGAAGGACCACUCCGAGAAGGAACGGGCAUUCGCUGGGUGGACUUGA